CUCUUAAUGUUGCAGAGCCAUGAGCCAAUGCUCCAUUCCCUUCUCACCAAAACUAGGGCACAAUUAUUUAUCUUUAAGGCCGUUUUUAGGGCAUGACUCCACUGAACUAUAGAGAUUAUUCAGUAUUGAAAUCGAAGAUGAAUUCUUCUUCUUCAGGAUGGAUCAGCAUAGCUGCGAGUGCUAAGAAGCUCGAUGUUGAUAAUACGAUAUCUCUGCGUUAUUACUACCGAAUUGCGGAUAAUCUCCUGAAGCAGGCUGAAAUCUAUCGUGAGGAGAAAAAUCUUGUUGACCUGUACAUAAUGUUGCUUAGGUUUUCCAGUUUGGUUUCUGAAACUAUACCUUGCCAUAAAGAUUAUCAUGUGCUGCUGCAGAAGGAGAAAAGUUUUUACAUGCAGAAAUUAUUGAAAACUCUCAAUGAGUUGGAGAAAUUGAAGCCUGUUGUUCAACAACAAGUUGAAGUACUAAACAAAAAGCAUGCAAGUAAAGGGGUUAGGCACAAUGAUUCUCUUGAUUCUUCACUGGAAUGGCCUCCUGUCAAGAAGCCAAAUCGUACAAACUAUGAGAUUAUGCCGGUAUACAGGGGUAACAGACAAGAUGGUGCACUUCAUACUUCAUGGAAGAAUAAUGAGUUUAAUCGAAACAGCUUCUCAAAUUCUAAACAAAUAAUAGAGCCACUUCGCAAGAUGUCUUUGAAUGUACCUCUACCUAAGGAGGAAACACUUUCAAGACACUCCAUUUUGGGUCCAAAUGGGCUUCAUGGACAGUGGCAGGCACCUUUUAGUGACAGAGGGGUCCAGUAUCCUCGCAAUCUUGAUUUGACUCCAAUUGAAAUUCCAAGCCCGAGUCAAACUGGACAAGAUGGAGUUAUGAUUAGGGACGGUACUGGAUCAACCCUUCAUAGCUCAACCAUUGAAUCAGUUCUUUCACUCGAUGAUGGCAGGGGAUUUCUUCAUAGUGAGGAGCCUUGUCCAAUAUCCAUGGCUAACACACUUGAAGUUCCUGUUAAAUUCGAUAUUAUAAGGCAACCUUCUCCUCCACCUGUUCUUGCUGAUGUGCAAGAUUUGAUACCUCCUGCGCCACCUCAAGUCAUUGACUCAAGAAUUGGACUUGCAAAGCCUUCACAGGAAGAGCUUGUUCAAUCUGAAUCUCCUUUGCAGCUGCAUGUUUCAGUGACUAUGAUGGAAGAGUUCAUGAGGCUGGCCAAGUCAAAUACACAGAAAAACUUAGAAACAUGUGGUGUUCUUGCUGGUUCACUUAAAAACAGAAAAUUCUUUAUUACAGCUCUGAUCAUCCCAAAGCAAGAGUCCACUUCUGAUUCGUGUCAAACUAUGAAUGAAGAAGAAAUAUAUGAAGUUCAAGAUACACGGUCUCUUUUCCCUCUUGGAUGGAUACAUACACAUCCUUCUCAGUCCUGUUUCAUGUCAUCUAUCGAUCUUCACACCCAUUAUUCAUACCAGAUCAUGUUGCCGGAGGCGAUUGCGAUUGUCAUGGCGCCCACGGAUACUUCAAGGAAGCAUGGUAUUUUCCGUCUAACGGAUCCAGGUGGGAUAACAGUGAUAAGGGAAUGCCAGCAACGUGGCUUUCAUCCCCAUGACGAGCCAUCCGAUGGGAGCCCGAUUUAUGACCACUGCACUCACGUGUAUAUGAACCCUACCCUUAAAUUUGAGGUAAUUGAUCUUCGGUAAAUCCCCACAUCUUAUUUAUGUUACCGAAUUGAUUCAUAUCAGGAGUGUUUUCUUUUUUUUCCUUUUGAACUAGUCUUGUAUGAUGAUUUGUUCAGUUUAAGGGUAAUAUGUAUAGCUAGUUGAAUAUGAUUGAUUUUUA
Amborella trichopoda is the source of this 1824-nucleotide messenger RNA. RefSeq names its product AMSH-like ubiquitin thioesterase 3. The record is from RefSeq and is a predicted model, not a curated record. Gene Ontology annotation, cellular component: endosome; membrane. Gene Ontology annotation, molecular function: protein binding; K63-linked deubiquitinase activity; metal-dependent deubiquitinase activity. NCBI's taxonomy places the organism in Eukaryota, Viridiplantae, Streptophyta, Magnoliopsida, Amborellales, Amborellaceae. Gene Ontology annotation, biological process: protein K48-linked deubiquitination; protein K63-linked deubiquitination.